CAGUCGGCGCACGCCGUGACCCGGUGUGCGGCCUGUGUGUGGUUCAGUUCGCGCAGCUCCGGGGCGUUAGCCGGACAGCACGGAUACACGACGCGUUGCGUCAACACAGUUCCGCCGUAGCAGCUGCGGCGUUGGCCGAAGCGAUGCGAGCCGGUAUACGGGCCGGAAGCGGAGCGCGAAAAAUCCGCCGAGGACACCACUCCUUAGGCGGUUACGCCACGUCGCGUCUCGUCGACAGCUUCUCCCGUGUCUCUCAUUCCGGGCGUGGACGCGGGUGCGAUGUCUGGAGGGACCAAGUGCUUCGGUUUCUCGGCGCCUCUCAUCUGUUAAGGAGGUGCCGCGGCGCCGCUCCACAGCCUGCAGAAGCCCCGCCCCAGAGGCGCCGCCAAGUGGGAGACGCUGGCAGCAGCAGGGACGACAACGACAACGACGACGGAGGCGGCGGCGGCGACGCCCGCCAGUGCCAUGGUCGCCUCAGCCACUGGGAGCCAGGCGCACAGGUCCAGCUGCCGCACGCAGCUUCGCUACUCCGUGUCCGGCUGUUGCAGGACUGGGACGCUCUCUUGAGGGUAGUAGACGCGUCAGCUGUCGCCGGAGUGACAGGUGGCGUCCCCACGUGCCUGUUGACAAGUGGCUUCCCAUUUGACUGUCGACAUUUUGUGGCCCCAUUUGACUGUCGACAUUUUGUAGCCCCAUUUGACUGUCGACAUUUUGUAGCCCCAUUUGACUGUUGACUUGUGGUACCCCAUUUGAUCUUAGCUGAUGGUGUUCCAAAGUUAACGUGACUAGUGUUUGAUGGCUAUUUGUAUCGUUGUGUAAGUCCCUAGCUUCAAGACGACCUCUGUAUCUCCAGAGCAGAUUGUUGCACUGACCACAUUAACACACGUGUUGUAAUUAUUUCCGAACACACAAUCACUGCAUCAGGUUAUCCUCCAGUGGCAUAUCUCAUCAUACUUUCGUACUCGGGAUGCCUGAGUUGACAGUCAUUAUCAAUAAUAGAAAAACGAGUCCAGUAUUUUGACACUACCUUCAUUUGUCAGAUGUCCAAGGUAAGCGGCAUUCGAAUAUCUCAGUGUACUGCAUCAAGAGUGAACAUGGUGUAAAUGUAACUGGUAAUAAUGAACAGGGUUGAUUUCAUCUACCAGGUUCAUAACGCAGUCUUCACGACAUUGCCAAGCAUGUGUUAUUAAGCUACUCAGUGUGUGUGUGUGUAGUAGUUAAGACAGAGUGAAGAUCUUUGUGAUUAGGUAGAAACUUAUCGAAAUUCUGUGGCACACAGCUGCACAGAUAGAUUUUCAUGUACGCUGGAAGACGGAAAAGAGCUGGUCAGUUGACAUAUAUAGAAUCAGGAGGACGAAAGUACACAUUAUAGUGUGAUGAUUUCGUGGUAGUUGCGUUUAACCGCUUGGGAUCGUCUAUCAGUGUUGACAGACGUGCAUCAGUGUACUACUCAGCGUCCAGUUUAUGGUUAUCCAGCACGGUUACUGAACAGUAAGCACCAAAGUGAGUACAGAAGAAACUGACUGAAGUGCUCUGCUACGUGAACACUCAAACAGCCCACCACGUGUCCGGUCAGGAAGCGCACAGACCAGCUGAUUUGACUGUGACUCCUGCUUCUAGUCUGACACACAGUAAGAAUUUGUAUUUGUCACUGCAUGAGGUACUUGUCCACCUUCAGCACUCAAAGACUUUCAUUUCCUUGUGAGAGAUUACGUGCUGUUUGAAUCAUUCAUUAUUAUCUACAAAACUCUUUUUUUUUGUUUGGUGGCAAAACAUACCGAUACUGUUCAGCCACGAAUUUAUUUGUACUGCAGCCAGUUAACAUACAGUACACAAUUAGAUAGGUUCUCGAGAUCUGAACGGCUGGAGAUUUUUAUCGGUCUAGAGGCAGCUUUGAUAACGUGGCGUCAGGCAGAGUGCUGGCUAAUUAGAGGGUGCACUCAACUUUCGAUGAUCUUUCCCUCGUAUCAACUGUUACCGUUACGUUCCACAUUCAGUACUCUUUAUUUAGCAGAAAUUGUUCUCCGCCCACAUUCGGCCAGUGUAGUGCUGCGAUAUUUUCUGCGGUGCACAGUUGUUAUUUGGUCGAGAAGCGCCGCGGGCAGACUGGGUUGUUUUUGCGCACAUCUCUCGACGGUAUCGGAGGUGUUUUUUUUAUCAUCUGAUCAGUUCCUAAUCUGUACAGUAACGAGCUUUCCAAGGGCUCGACAUUUAAUGGCGCCGGCAUCGGACGACAGGCAGCGCUGUAGCUUGCAGUAGCUAAGCAGCAAGUGACUGGAGACUCCAGCAGCAUCCAGUGAGGACUACUGGACGUCGUGGUGGGAAGUGUUGUGUUGUGUUGUGCUGAGAUGUGUGACGAGAUCCGGUGAUCCGGACAACCGCCGCAGCCGACUCGAGUGUUACUUUGGUUUCGGCACCGAGUGGAGACGUCGUCAACAGUGACCGGAGGCGAGAUGUCCGAGAAGCAAUGGCUGGCGCUGCUGCUGCUCUUCGUGACGUACCUGCUGUUCGGCGCCGGAGUCUUCUACUACAUCGAGCGGCAGGCCGAGAAGGUGACCAGGGCCGCCGACAUCCUGCAGCGUGACCACAUCAUCGACAUGGUGGACCACUACUACUGGCCGCAGAACAAGACGGCGCAGCGGCUGUUCCUGGAGGACCUGUCUGACUUCUGCGGCCGCGACAUGACGGACCCUCCCCCGGAGGACAGCAGCCCGGAGCCGAAGAAGUGGACGUUCUACAACUCCUUCUUCUUCGUGGUCACCGUUGUCAGCACAAUAGGCUACGGCAACUUGGCGCCCACGACGGACGCCAGCCGGCUGCUGAUGAUCUUCUACGCACUCAUCGGCAUCCCCAUGAACGGCAUCCUGCUGGCCACGCUGGGUGACUUCUACAGCAGGGCGCUGGUGAAGGUGCACCGGCGCUACAAGAGCAAGGAGAGCCAGUACCGCUACCACUCGCGCACCUGGCUCAUCACGGACACGCUCAGCUACCUGGUGCCCGGCGUCGUCGUCUUCAUCUUCCUGCCCGCCGCCAUCUUCAGCUUCAUGGAGGACGACUGGGACUACGCCAUGUCCGUCUACUACGCCUUCGUCACGCUCACCACCAUCGGCUUCGGCGACCUCGUCGCUGGACAGACGAACAUGGGCUUCCAGACGGGCUGGUUCCUGCUGUACCAGAUCAUGCUGCUGGUGUGGGUGAUCUUCGGGCUGGGCUACCUGGUCAUGAUCCUCGGCUUCAUCACGCGCGCCAUGCGCUCCAAGCGGAUGGCCCGGCUCGAGCACAAGCUGGCACACAACCUCAAAGUGACGCAGGCGCGCCUCUGGCACGGCAUCGCCAAGGACGCCGUCUAUCUGCGCAGGGUCAUCAACGAGAUGUACCUCCAGAAGCUCAAGCCGGUGUACCGCGACGACGAGCUGUCUUGCGCGCGCGCCCUGCGGACCCGCAGCAGCUCGGAGCCCUGCCUGCACACGGCCGGCGGCAGCCCGGGUAUGCGCCGGCGCGCCAACUCCGACUUCCUGGGCGGCGCGGGCUCCGGCGGCGGCGGCGGCCGCGGCCGCCUGCCCAGGGUCAUGUCCGAGACCGACCUGGGCCGCAUCGACCGCGCCGCCACGUUCGCCACGGCCAGGGCGGCCAUCCGACCCGCGGAGCUGCUGGCCCGCGUCGUGGGGGCGCUCAGCAACGCCGCCGCCGCGUCCUCGCACCACCUGGACACGCCAGAGAGCGACACGGACUCCGACGCGACGCAGCCGGCGGACAGAGAGGCGAACGGCAGCGGCGGCGUGCACGGCUUCAGCGACGAAGACAUCCUGGCCUCUGAGCGCGGCUGGCGCGGCUCCGGCUGGACCGUCGGCGGCUUCAGCGUCGGCGGGGGCGUGGCCAAGCCGGCGCCGAAGUUCCGGGCUCGGGCAGCGAGCGAAGCGCGGAUCCCGGCGUGGGGCGGCGCGGCCCCCGGGGGCGGCGGCUACAACGCAGAGUGGACGUGGACUGGGGGCGGCGUGCCGCCCUCCAAGUGGGUGCACCAGCUCGUGCGCCAGAAGUCCGCCAUACCGGAGAAGGCGCCGCUGGAGGAGGAGGACUCGCUGCCUCGGCCGGCCGCCGCCCCCACGCCGCCCCCGCAGUCGGCGCUGCAGCGCCUCAGCCAGGCGCCGCGGGCGUGGCUGCAGCGCUUGCGGCGCGCCCAGGGCCGCCGCAACACCGACGACGCGGACGUCGACGGCGAUCCGCGCGCCGCCCCCAGGCCGUCACUGCUCAAGCGCAUGUCGCUGCCUGCGCCGGACCUGCUGUCCAUGCGGCGUGGCAGCUCGCUCAUGCCCGAGCCGCAGUACGUCACCAUCACCGGCGCGGCGCAGGCCCGCGGCCACACGGAGCACAUGGGCAGCGUGCUGGAGGAGACGUCCCUGGCGGACUUCCUGCGCGCGCUCUCCUCCGUGCACGACCGGUUCGGGGUCGCCGGCAUCGCCGACGAGUCUCCCGGCUGCCGGAAGCGGCGCAAGAUGGGCACGGCGUCGCUCACGCCGCCGCUGCACCACUCCCUGCAGUCGCUGCACUCGCCGGCGCCGCCGCCCCCGCCGCCGACGCUGCCGCCCGCCGCCCACCUGCGGCGCGGCUCGCUCUGGCCGACGCCCACGCAAGGUGCGGGAGGUAGGCGGGGCUCCCUGCGGCCGGCCACGCCCCCUGUCGCCCAGCUGGCGCAGCGCCGCUCGUCGCUGCGGCCACCCCCGGCUCCCUCGCCGGGACCUCCGGCGCCGCCAACAGGUGGUGGGAUGCGGACUGCAGGACGGCCCACGCCCACACAAGACCGACGCAGGUUUUCAGUGCGUCCAGUCCCAGAAGGCCAGCUGCCGUCACUGCUGCCGGCGAAUGUUCGCACACUGCGACACCAGGUUCUGCAACGACAGAUGAGUGACACAGACCUGCUGUCUUCAGGUCUGCUGCGACACCAGCGCCAUGACAGUCUCAGCUCGGUCCGCACUGAGAAGUGACCAGAAGACUGAUGGAGCCCUCCUGGUGGUGCACGACCAGACAAAAAGCCAUCUGGCUCUUAAGUUUUGACUUCUGCCAAUCUAACUCGGCAGUGAGAACGAGAUGUGGUAAUGUUGACAUCGCAAACUGGAGUAUUCGCACAAAUCUCUGCUCCAACUUAUUUGCCUUCAGAGCACAGACGCCUUCAGUUCUCAGCAUUGCUGAAGUGGACACGAAUUUCCAGUACAUUUCAUUUAUCAGAAUAAUCUUCGCUGUUUGACCACAUGAACGAAGACUGAUGAAGCUCCAACGAGCAAUUUGCUGGAAUAGUAAACCAAACAGGAAAUGAAGCCAACUACUGAAGAUGAAAAUAUCAUUCCAUUACACGAUAUUUCACAUCAGUAUUUUUGAGACACUGCCAUCUUAAGUCUUCCAGCAUAGAAAGCUGUCAUCAAACCUCCGGGGAGGUAUUAACAGUGCGAAAGACAACAGUUUUUGAUUUCUCCUGCACUGUAUAUUAGAGAAAUAAAACUGAGAUAUUGGGUAGAAACACUAAUUUAUAGGUUUCUCGUAACAUUCCUGUAUUGGUAAAUUUUUAUGCCUUAUGACAAAUAAAUAACUUAUUUUUUUA
Schistocerca gregaria is the source of this 5593-nucleotide messenger RNA. RefSeq names its product open rectifier potassium channel protein 1 (gene Ork1). The coding region runs from base 2454 to 4982 and encodes 842 amino acids. The record is from RefSeq and is a predicted model, not a curated record. Gene Ontology annotation, molecular function: potassium ion leak channel activity. Gene Ontology annotation, cellular component: membrane. The transcript is spliced from 13 exons. Lineage: Eukaryota; Metazoa; Arthropoda; Insecta; Orthoptera; Acrididae. Gene Ontology annotation, biological process: stabilization of membrane potential; potassium ion transmembrane transport.